This is a messenger RNA of Zalophus californianus (California sea lion), 2335 nucleotides long. RefSeq names its product SPG21 abhydrolase domain containing, maspardin (gene SPG21). Lineage: Eukaryota; Metazoa; Chordata; Mammalia; Carnivora; Otariidae. The transcript is spliced from 12 exons. Gene Ontology annotation, cellular component: trans-Golgi network transport vesicle; cytosol. Gene Ontology annotation, molecular function: CD4 receptor binding. The record is from RefSeq and is a predicted model, not a curated record. Bases 782 to 1735 code for a protein of 317 amino acids.
GCCUCCUCCGAACCCGGAAGCGUGAGGCUCGCUCCCACUCCGCUGACCGUUCGGGAAGGGGGAGCGCGGCGGCCCAGGCUCGCCCGGCCGCGCGCCCCGCCCCUCGGAGGCCCGCCCUCUAGCUCGUCCCCACAGCCCGCUGCGCCUGCGGGUACUGAGAGCUCCCGCUGCCGGCGGUGACCCGGGCCCAGCCGCCUCCACGGCCCGCGCCCCUACUGGAGGGAAGAGCCGCCUUGGGGAGGAGGGAAAGGGACGUGGGGGAGGCCACGGCAGCUCCUGUUAGCAGAAAGACUCAAGAGACUAAGGAGUAACUUAAUAGCUGUGUGCAAAUUUCCAAGAGCUUUUAUCCCAAGACAGCACAAGAUGAGGUGUCACAGAAGAAAUGUCAAGUAGGCAGCUUUUCCUCCCAUGAGGUUUAGACAAUAAUGGAAUAAGUUCCUGAAGAAAAGAGGGAUAAAUCUCUCCCUGAAGAGAUCUGAAAAAAGGAUAGCUGUCUACUGGUGUGAUUCCUAAGAUAUUGUCAACACGUAGGUAUUUCUAAGAUACUGUCAACAGAGUUUGCAAUCAUUUAACUAGGACAGGCGGUCUGACACCAGAAGAGACUCCCCUGCCUCUGGUCCUAGCUCUGCAAUAGCCAUGAGAUCUCUGGGUUAACCUCCAUUUCAGCUAAUCAUGGGAGAGAUUAAAGUCUCUCCUGAUUAUAACUGGUUUAGAAGUACAGUUCCCCUUAAAAAGUUUGUCCGAGAGCCUGGAGUCUUUCCCCUCUGGACAGCGCUGGAGAAUGACUCUGCAGAUGGCCUCCUCCACACACACACAGCCAGAAGUAUGGGGAAGAAAUAAGAUGCCAUAUACAGAGUUUAUUCUUUUAAUGAUUAUCGUGGAUGAUGAUGAUAGUAAAAUAUGGUCGCUGUAUGAUGCAGGCCCCAGAAAUAUCAGGUGUCCUCUGAUAUUUCUUCCCCCUGUCAGUGGAACUGCGGAUGUAUUUUUCCGGCAGAUUUUGGCUUUGACUGGAUGGGGUUACCGGGUUAUAGCUUUGCAGUAUCCAGUUUAUUGGGACCAUCUUGAAUUCUGUGACGGAUUCAGGAAACUUUUAGACCAUUUACAACUGGAUAAAGUUCAUCUUUUUGGGGCUUCUUUGGGAGGCUUUUUGGCUCAGAAAUUUGCUGAGUAUACACACAAAUCUCCCAGAGUCCAUUCUCUCAUCCUCUGCAAUUCCUUCAGUGACACCUCUAUCUUCAACCAAACUUGGACUGCAAACAGCUUUUGGCUGAUGCCAUCAUUUAUGCUCAAAAAAAUUGUUCUCGGAAACUUUUCAUCUGGCCCAGUGGACCCUAUGAUGGCUGAUGCUAUUGAUUUUAUGGUGGACAGGCUGGAAAGUUUGGGUCAGAGUGAACUGGCUUCAAGACUUACCCUGAAUUGUCAAAAUUCUUACGUGGAACCUCAUAAGAUUCGGGACAUCCCUGUGACCAUUAUGGAUGUAUUUGACCAGAGUGCACUUUCAACUGAAGCUAAAGAAGAAAUGUACAAACUGUAUCCUAAUGCCCGGAGGGCUCACCUUAAAACAGGAGGCAAUUUCCCAUACCUAUGCAGAAGUGCAGAGGUGAAUCUUUAUGUACAGAUCCAUUUGCUACAAUUCCAUGGAACCAAAUACGCGGCCAUUGACCCGUCGAUGGUCAGCGCUGAGGAACUGGAGGUGCAGAAAGGCAGCCUCAGCAUCGGUCAGGAGGAGCAGUAGCUGAGGCGUUGCCUGUUGAUGACGAGCGGGCCAGAGAGUUCUUAUCCAGUCAGCAGAGUGAGUGCCCGCCUGGCGGCCCCUCUGCUCCGUUGUUGGGUUCACCGGUUAUCACUGUGUUUGGAAGUAGGACUGAUUGUCAUCUCUGUGACAGGUGGCAGCUCUUCUGAACCAGUGUAACUGUUCCCCCUUUGGUUUUUUUUUUUUUUAGCUUUCGAAUUUGAGGAAGUACUUUUGAAGAUUCCCAUUUUAAGAAUUGUGAAAAUUUUGCUACCAAAAGUCUUCUUACCACUGUGUUCUUAAGUGAAUGUUGAUUUCUGAGGUUUGGGAUUUUGUGGGUUUUUUUUUUUCGUUUUCUUUCCUCCUUUCUUUCUUGUUACGUUAUUUGCUGUAAAUGCUGCACAUCCAGAUUGUGUAUCAGAAGGACAUUGGUUAUGUUUAUGCUUUCUUGGUGCCAAGGGCCAAGGCUGUCUGUCACCCCACCGUUUGCUCUCCAUCCAAAAUCAACUACUUCUAAUUUCCGGGUAAGCAGAUCAUUUUCUGUUUUAUCUGCUGUCUUUCUAGCCAUUACAGUCAUUUGGAAUAAAAAUUCAAUUUCAGUGA